This is a messenger RNA of Linum trigynum, 2619 nucleotides long. The record is from the annotation of a GenBank genome assembly. NCBI's taxonomy places the organism in Eukaryota, Viridiplantae, Streptophyta, Magnoliopsida, Malpighiales, Linaceae.
CUCCAAAAGAGCAGCCAAACUCUGCGUUCCCGCCACGGGAUCGAUACAACUGAUGUUGAAAGUUUGAGAGGUUGGAAGAACGUACCGAGAAAUUUUAGCGAUGGAGCUUGUUCUUCCAUUGAUUCAGAGACGACGAGCUUGUACAACGCAGCAAGACGCCCCGCACCAUGGCCGUCUUCCCGCUGUUCUUCUUCAUGUUCCUAGCUCGCGAAUUCCAGCCGUGCUCGACGGCGGGAACCUGGCUCAGAAUCGGCUACUGGGCCGCCGACAGAAGCGGCGACUCCCCAGUUUCCGAAAUCGAUUAUUCUCUCUUCACUCACCUCGUCAGCCGCUCCGCCGCCAUCAAUUCCACCUCCUACGAGAUCUUCAUCUUGCCAGAGGAGGCGCAAUUCGUGUACAACUUCACGGCAACGGUCAAGGUCAAGGACCCAUCCAUCUCCACGCUGCUGUCGAUCCGCUGCGAUGCAACCGGCUCCGCCGACUUCUCGUCGACGGCGGGGGAUCCCUCUCGUCGGAAGUCCCUCAUCGAUUCGUCGAUCGAUUUCGCUAGGAGGUACGGGUUCGACGGCUUGGACCUGUCCUGCUUGCCCUCGCCAGAGGAAAUGGGCGAUGCCGCCCAACUGUUCGACGAAUGGCGCGCUGCGAUUCUCGCCGAGUCGGGCGCCUCCUCCCAGCUAGUUUUGACGGCCGCCGCUCGAUUCUCGUCCCUUCUAGCUACCAACGGAUCGGUUCUGGGCUCUAUAAACAAGAACCUGGACUGGGUUCAUCUCGUGUUGAGCGAGUACGCUGUUCCGAGCUUGAACCAGUCGAAGACGGCUGCCCAUUACCCGUUGCGGGACCCGAAUGGAGGAGCCGGGCUGGAUUCCGACGUUGAGGAAUGGAGGAGUAGAGGGUUCUCCCUCAGCAGGUUUGUGCUCGGGUUGCCCUUCUCUGGAUACGCUUGGACGCUCGUGGACCCAAACAACAAUGGAAUCGGAGCGGCAGCAAGAGGCGCGGCGUUAAGCUCGAAUGGGUUGGUGUGGUAUUCCGAUAUCAUGAAGUACGUAAGGAGGUACGGGGUCAAAAUUUCGUAUAGUGCUGUUUAUACGACGAACUACUGCUCAUUUGGGUCGACAUGGAUCGGUUUUGAGGACGUUGAGGCUGUCGGAGCAAAGGUUUCUUACGCCAUGGACAAGGGGUUUCUGGGUUAUUUCGCCUGGCAGAUUCCUUAUGAUGACAACUGGGCACUUUCUAGAGCUGCAUUUGAUGCAACAGCUCCAGCAAAACCGGGUAAACGCCAGAGAAAGCUAUGGUUAGUCAUAACCAUUGUAGUUGCAGCUACUGGAGCACUGGCCAUUGGGAUCCUUGUGUUUUGUUUCGUUAGAAAGAAGAGGUCCCGAUCCAAAGGUGAUAGAACGGAGGCUUUAGAAUCCAAGUUGGAUGAUAAUGAAACAAUACCUCCUGGAGAAUUUGAUGCCAGGAAUAUUGGGUUGACGAGAUACAGCUUAUCAGAAAUGGAGAGAGCCACAGAUGGGUUUGCGAGUGAAAACAAGCUUGGACAAGGUGGCUAUGGCCCUGUUUAUAAGGGGUUGCUACCAGGAGGAGAAGAAGUAGCAGUGAAGAAGCUAUCAAACUCAUCGACCCAAGGUUACGCAGAAUUCGAGAACGAGGUUUUGCUUACAGCGAAACUCCAACAUGUAAACCUCGUCAGGCUUCUCGGAUUCUGCAUUGACGAGGAAGAGCAUAUGUUGGUCUAUGAGUUCAUGCCCAACAAUAGCUUGGACAAGUAUCUGUUUGAUUCUGUCAAGAGACUACAAUUGAACUGGAGGAAAAGAGUGGAGAUCAUAGAAGGGGUGACUCAAGGCCUUCUUUAUCUCCAGAAGUACUCCAGGCUAACUGUUAUCCAUCGUGACUUGAAACCCAGCAACAUUCUUCUUGAUUCUGAUAUGAAUCCCAGGAUUUCAGAUUUCGGUUUGGCCAGAAUUUUCGUCAGAGGUGCAGAAGAAGCUAACACCGAGCGGGUUUUUGCAACGAUAGGUUAUGCUCCUCCUGAAUAUCUGAAUGAAGGGGUUUACUCAGCGAAAUCGGAUGUGUUCAGCUUUGGGGUCCUUCUCUUACAAAUCAUAAGUGGCGAACAAAAGAAACUGAACCUCUUGGAUUACGCUUAUGAGAUGUGGAAAGAUGGGAGAGGAAUGGAACAAAUGGAUUCUUCAUUGGAUGACUCAAGAAGUUCAUGUAAAUUGAUGACUUGCCUGCAAAUUUCUCUGCUCUGCGUCCAGGGAAAUCCGGAGGACAGGCCUUCAAUGUCCGAUGUUGCUUUCAUGCUCAGAAAUGACGCUGCAGCUUUGGCGAUUCCAUCAAGGCCUGUUUUCCCUAGAAAGGAUGAUAUCAUGAUGAAGAGAAUGUCAAAGAAUGAUAUCCAAGCUUGCCCUGAAGACGAAACAAUAUGGACAGAACUUGAAGCUCGGUAACCACACUCUCCUGCUUCAAACCAUCUCAACUAUAUAAAAUGUACUAAUCUAGACUGUAGUAAGUGAAGGAGAAAGUAUUUUGUGAGACGGUCUUCACAAGAAAGGCUGUGAAGACUUGAUUAAUCGUUACUUCAUCUGCAGUCACCCAAAAUAAGACGAAAAUCUCAAG